AUGGCGACAACCUCUUCAGAUUCGGAUGUGGAAAAUGUGGAUGUGGCAUCGCAGGCCCAAACGCAGGAUAAUCUGCGCAUAUUUUUAAAGCAUUUGUAUGCGGAGUGCGUGUUUCGAUACCAGAAUGUCACAUACGAUACGGACGACCCAUCAUUCUCACUUGGCCCAGCAACAGACUACGAUUCCGAUUUGCCCGAGAACUUUAGCCCGGUGCCGCGAUAUCUGGAGAAUGCCGCGAUGAACGAGGGCGUUAUUGACAUGCGAAACGUGGACGAGGAGCUGGCGGAGAAGGAGGAGCUGAUGGCCACCGUCGUCAGUGCCACGAUGGCCACAAAUCAGAAAGAGAGCCGACUCUUUUGCCCCCUGAACUUUGACGGAUAUCUCUGCUGGCCAAGGACUCCGGCCGGCACUGUGCUGAGUCAAUAUUGUCCCGAUUUCGUCGAAGGAUUCAACAGAAAAUUUCUGGCCCACAAGACCUGCCUGGAGAACGGCUCCUGGUACCGUCAUCCGGUUAGCAAUCAGACCUGGUCCAAUUACACCAACUGCGUGGACUACGAGGACCUGGAGUUUCGCCAGUUCAUCAACGAGCUGUACGUGAAGGGGUACGCCCUCUCCCUGCUGGCCCUGCUCAUAUCGAUUAUUAUUUUCUUGGGCUUCAAAUCCCUGCGCUGCACUCGCAUCCGCAUCCAUGUGCACCUGUUCGCCUCGCUGGCCUGCACCUGUGUGGCCUGGAUAUUAUGGUACCGUCUGGUGGUGGAGCGUUCCGAAACCAUAGCCGAAAAUCCGCUCUGGUGCAUUGGACUGCAUCUGGUGGUGCACUACUUCAUGUUGGUCAACUAUUUCUGGAUGUUUUGCGAGGGCCUGCACCUGCACCUGGUGCUCGUUGUGGUCUUUGUCAAGGACACGAUUGUGAUGCGCUGGUUCAUCGUCAUCAGCUGGUUCUCGCCGAUACCCAUAGCCAUCGUCUACGGACUGGCCAGGCAUUUCAGCAGUCCGGACAAUAAGCACUGCUGGAUAACUGACAGUCUCUACUUGUGGAUCUUCUCGGUGCCCAUAACUCUUUCGCUGCUGGCCAGCUUCAUUUUUCUGAUCAACGUACUGCGAGUGAUCGUACGGAAGUUACAUCCCCAGUCCGCCCAGCCGGCACCGUUGGCCAUCCGGAAGGCGGUUCGGGCCACCAUUAUCCUUGUACCGCUGUUCGGCCUGCAGCACUUCCUGCUACCCUACCGUCCGGAUGCCGGCACCCAGCUGGACCACUUCUAUCAGAUGCUAUCCGUGGUGCUCGUCAGCCUGCAGGGCUUUGUGGUCUCCUUCCUGUUCUGCUUCGCCAACCACGAUGUCACCUUCGCCAUUCGCACGCUGCUAAACAAGUUGCUGCCCAGUUUGGUGACCCCGCCGCCGGCCGGGAGUAAUACUGGACAGAUGGCCACGACCACGCCCAGCCGAGAGUUGGGCGUUUAAGGCGUAUCGCGCGAGGGUCGAUCGAAACGUUGACCGCAUCGCCGAGCAAAGAUUUUGAAGACCAGUCCGGCAGACUUAUUUCUGAGCUACGUAUUCAUGAUAACAAAAUAUUUUUUUAACUUAAUUUUGUUAAAAUGCAUACUGAUUUCAAUUAUUUUAAAUGUUCCUGUCAUAUUUUUUAUCCUGGGAUACUAUGCCCGAAAUGCAUUUAGAGUUGGAAAGGUUCUAGUCCUAUGAAUUAUUGAUUAAAACAAAAAAUUGUUUGCUUUGAAGAGUGCUUGAUCUUUCAAG
Molecule: messenger RNA, 1752 nt
Organism: Drosophila mauritiana
Lineage: Eukaryota; Metazoa; Arthropoda; Insecta; Diptera; Drosophilidae
Gene: hec
Product: calcitonin gene-related peptide type 1 receptor
Exons: 9
Coding region: 1-1461 (486 amino acids)
Biological process (GO): adenylate cyclase-modulating G protein-coupled receptor signaling pathway; cell surface receptor signaling pathway
Cellular component (GO): plasma membrane
Molecular function (GO): calcitonin receptor activity
Source: RefSeq, a predicted model, not a curated record